Molecule: messenger RNA, 435 nt
Organism: Coniophora puteana RWD-64-598 SS2
Lineage: Eukaryota; Fungi; Basidiomycota; Agaricomycetes; Boletales; Coniophoraceae
Exons: 2
Coding region: 1-435 (144 amino acids)
Source: RefSeq, a predicted model, not a curated record
AUGUCAGACCCGACCGUGCGCCGCGGCGGUGGGUCUUGGAUAUUAAUCGAGAUCCUGAUCAAUGCCAUCGGCAAGAUGGGCGCUUGUCGGUUCUCGCUUCGCGUCUGGCGCCGAGAGAGAGCCGGAGCUGGGUUUCCAGGAAUAGACGGGAAUGCCGAGAGGCGGUCGCGGUUUAGCACGGUACAGUACAGUCGGCCUGUAAUAGCGAGCAACUCUGACUCUGACUCUGGCUCUGGCUUGGAGCAAGCUGGCCAAAAGCCCAAGCUCAAGCUCAAGCUCAAGCUCAAGCUCAGGCCCACGCCACGGCCGCGGCCGCGGUGCUUCUUCAGAUUCAAAGCUCCGGGGCGAGGGGAGCACCGCUUUCGCCGGGAUGGAUAUCGCGGCUUAUCGCAGCGCUCGAUCAAUGCAUUCAAUCCUGGGUCCGAGUCGCGCUGA